Molecule: messenger RNA, 2210 nt
Organism: Xenopus laevis (African clawed frog)
Lineage: Eukaryota; Metazoa; Chordata; Amphibia; Anura; Pipidae
Gene: rhou.S
Product: rho-related GTP-binding protein RhoU
Exons: 3
Coding region: 168-899 (243 amino acids)
Cellular component (GO): plasma membrane
Molecular function (GO): G protein activity; GTP binding; GTPase activity
Source: RefSeq, a predicted model, not a curated record
UAUUGGUCCCGCCCCCUCUCUUGGCCUCCCAGGAGGGCAGUGCCUUAUACCGAGAGGGAGGGAGUGGGGCAGGUUAUGUGGGUUUAAAGAAUUAAUUUCACCUUCUCCGAGCAGGAAACGUUACAGAUCUCCCUUGGUUUAUGCAGACAAGUCACAUCUGAGAAGACAUGCCCCCUCAGGAACUUUCCGUGGAUUACACUUCCCACUUUGCACCCCCAGUGCCCCCCCAUAAACCCAAGCCCGUGGAAGUGUCCUGCGGCCGGGAGCGGAUCCUCAAAUGCAUUCUACUCGGAGAUGGGGCGGUUGGUAAGACCAGCCUUCUAGUGAGUUACACUACGAACGGCUACCCGACCCGCUACAUCCCUACGGCUUUCGAUGAUUUUUCCGCGCUGGUACAGGUUGAAGAUACUCCUGUAAAACUUCAGCUCUGUGACACAGCAGGACAGGAUGAGUUUGACAAGCUACGUCAUUUCUGUUAUCCAAAGACAGAUGUUCUUAUUCUGUGCUUCAGCGUUGUCAGCCCGUCCUCCUUCCAGAAUAUCUCUGAAAAGUGGGUAUCAGAGAUACAGUGUCACUGUCCCAAUGUGCCAGUUGUUCUAGUGGGGACUCAGUGUGACCUCCGCGAAGAUGUCAAAGUUCUCAUCCAGCUCGCUCGGUACCAGGACAAGCCGGUGUCUAACUCUUCUGCUAGAGCUCUCGCUGAAAAGAUCGGCGCCGUAGCCUAUGUGGAGUGCUCAGCUUUGACUCAAAAGAACCUCAAAGAAGUCUUUGAUACAGCAAUCGUUUCUGGUCUGCGCUACUCGGAUCUAAGGGGACAGAGAGAGAGGAAAAUGGCCGCCACUGCCAACAAGAUGAAAACUCUUUCAAAGGCAUGGUGGAAAAAGUAUGUGUGUGUCUGAGGGCAAGACCCAAACUCAAUGAUGCACCCAAUGGAACAAUAUGCCAGACUUCCUGCUGAAGUGUUGGCAAUUAAACGAGAACUAACCCCUAAAAAUUAAUAUGGCUAAAAAAUGUUGUAUUUUAUGCAAUGACCUUCUUGCACCAGCCUAAAGUUUCAGCUUGUCAAUAGCAGCAAUGAUCCAGGACCUCAAAUGUGUCACCAUCUUGGAAAGUGUCUGUGACACUCACAUGCUCAGUGGGCUCUGAGCUGCUGUUGAGAAGCUAAGCUUAGGGGUCGUCACUAAUUAUCCAGCAGAAAAUGAGGUUUGUCUGUAAUAUAAGCUGAUGCUACAGGGCUGAUUAUUAAAUUCUGAUGGUAAUUGCACUGGUUUCUGUGCUGCCAUGUAGUAAUUAUCUGUAUUAAUUACCAAUCAGCCUUAUAUUGUGACAUUUCUAUUCUAUGUGUACUGUAUAUUGUCCCUAAGCUCAGUAAGUGACAGCAGCACAGAGCAUGUGCAGUGAAUCAGCAGAAAAGAAGAUGGGGAGCUACUGGGGCAUCUUUGGAGACACAGAUCUUUAUUGCUAAGGGGCUGUGGUGGGCUUAGGCUGCUACAAAAUAUAAUGUACAACAUUUCUAGCUACUUCUUCAGUUAAGGAACACAGCCAUUUAUUUUCUGCAGGAAAUUAAAGGAGAAGUUUUUUAUGUUCCAACGUGAUCAAGAUUCAAUCUGUGGACUUCUUUAUAUUUUUGUCACUUGCAAGAAAACAGCUGAACGGGAAAUACAUAGUAUGAAAGCAAUCAGCUCUUGUGAACAUUGGGCAGGGAUCGCUGCUGUUUGUCAUUACAAAGGUCGAGGCCUUGCUCCAUAUCCGAAAAGGAGACGUUUUGCUGUUUUGUUUUUUAAUCUGACCCUUAGCUGAGGUGGAUAUUAUAUCAAUAUUGCUUCUAUUUUUUAGAAGCGUGCAGUGUUUUAAGAUAUUAUAUUAACAGUGGUGGGUGCCACGUGUCUGUGCUGUGGAGGGCUCUACACAAAAGAUUAUAUAUCAUUUUUUUUUUUUUUUAAUCGUGAUACUCAAAGGUUAUAGAUCUGUUUUUGACCUACAGUUCCUAGCAUCACUUUAACUGGGGGUUUAUAGACAGAAAGCAAAGGGGGUGGCUAACCAGUGACUCGGCUGCUUCUAAAACCAAUCAUUGUAAUUUUAUGUGUAACUAGUUCCCUCUGCAUCACAGUCCAGGCUCCAGUUAUAUCUGCUUUAUAAGCAGCUGCUUGGGGAGAACACUUUGAUUUAAUGAGAUUUUGUUCUGGAAAUAAAAUGACAUUGAUAAACUA